AUGGUGGGACCCAGGAGACACAUCCUCCCACUCCUCCUCUUCUCUGUCUCCGUCCUCUUCUUCUUCUCCUACUACCACUCCUCUCUCCCCUUCUCCUCCCCAGACCCAAACCCAAACCCUACUUUCACUCUCCGUGCCCAAGACCCGAACUCUAACCCCAAUUUCACCUUCAUUGUCAAGGUCCUGACCUUCAACCGCCUCGAAUCUGUUGCUCGCUGCCUUCGUUCCCUCGCUGCUGCCGACUACCUCACUGACAAGGUCCAACUCCACAUCUACAUUGACCAUUUUGCACUUGGGGAUGCAUCUUCAAAUGUUGGUCAGAAGUUGCAGGAGUCACAUCGGAUUUUGGAGUUUGUAGAUGGGUUUGAGUGGAAAUAUGGGGACAAGCUAAUCCAUUACCGGACUGCCAAUGCGGGCCUGCAGGCCCAAUGGUUGGAGGCCUGGUGGCCCAGCUCGGACAACGAGUUUGCGUUUGUUGUGGAAGAUGACUUGGAGGUCUCACCACUUUAUUACAAGUUUCUAAGAAGCUUGAUUGUGAAUUACUAUUACAAUGCCUCCAACUAUCGUCCAUACAUCUACGGGGCUUCGCUGCAGCGACCAAGGUUUGUCCCAGGUAAACACGGGAACAAAAUACAGUUGGAUGAUAGAACACGACUCUUCUUGUACCAACUCGUUGGCACUUGGGGUCAGCUUCUCUUUCCUAAACCUUGGAAAGAGUUCAGGUUGUGGUAUGACAAUCACAAGGCAAAAGGCAUUAAACCAUUUCUUGAUGGCAUGGUGACAACAGGGUGGUACAAAAAGAUCGGAGAAAAGAUAUGGACACCUUGGUUCAUUAAAUUUAUCCAUACUCGUGGUUAUUUUAAUAUCUACACCAAUUUUUUACAUGAGAGAGCGCUUAGUGUCUCUCACAGGGAUGCUGGUGUUAACUAUGGGAAAACAGCUGGGCCUGAUUCCCAUAUACUGGAUGAAAGUUCUCUUGAUUUUGGUUUUUGGGAUAUGCAACCGUUGAGUGAUUUGAGGUGGUAUGAUUUUUGUUUCAGAGAAAUAUUUCCCGAAAGAGUUGUUGGGAGCCUUGAUGAACUUGGGUCUGUUCUUAAUUCUGUGCAGAAACAAGACACUGUUAUUAUUGUGAGUCUGUUUGGGGUUCCAGAGAUGGUAAUUAGGAACUUGCUCUGCCACUUUGAGAGUCUAAAUUUGUGGCACUAUGUACUUAUUGGCUCCGAAUCUGACUUCCUGUUUGAUCUGGCAAGAAGAGGACAUCCAGUAAUUGGUACAGACCAGUUUCUAAGGAGUGUAGGAGCUCACAAGUUGACGUCUUUCCAGGAUUCUAAUGUGGAAAUGAUCAAGGAAGUAUUAGUCAAGGCCUAUCUACUGAAAAAGUGUUUAGAAUCUAGGUACAAUAUUUGGGUGGUGGAUGGGAACGUGCUGCCUGUCAACAGUGACCUAUUUAUUGAAUCUCAUCCUUCGUAUGAUUUCUAUAUAGGGAAGAGCUCAGAGCUUUUCUUUGCCAGAAGAUCAUCCUCUGCACGAAGUAUCGGGGGCAAUGAUUUUAUAUCCAAAUUUGCAAUGAUGGUGAACUCUUUGCUAGCCAAAAGACACAGCCUAAGUUUUGGGUAUAUAAUGGCAAAGUUUUUGGAACAGAAGGGUGUGAGGGUUAAGAAUCUUGAUGAGACAAGCUUAGGUCGCAGGAUCGGUAACGGAAACGUUAAUCAAUCCUUAGGGGAUGGAAAACAGAUGGUAUUUUGGUCUAGUGAUAUGGCUUCAGAUUUACUUCAGAAGCGGCUUCAAGAAUUGGGUAUUUGGAUUGUAAAUGAUGACUUUUCUUGCAAGGCUGUUGUUUGUCACAAGUCAUAG
Molecule: messenger RNA, 1854 nt
Organism: Prunus armeniaca (apricot)
Lineage: Eukaryota; Viridiplantae; Streptophyta; Magnoliopsida; Rosales; Rosaceae
Source: the annotation of a GenBank genome assembly